UAAGCCCUGGAUAGGCCCUCGCUGCCUCCACUGGUGCUGGGGCCACCGGCAGCCCCACGUCUGCGUGCGUGACUCUGGGCUCCGUCCCUGCGGACGCCCAGCCCAGUGGCCAGAGCUGGCUGACGCCCAGGGGCGGAGGAGCCAUGCGGGCUGCUCUCUGGGCCUUGGGAGUCGGGCCCUUUCUCCUCACGCUCUGGGCAGUCCCCACUGGUGGGCCGGGCAACCUGAGGCUGGCGAACAGAUACAGCGAGUGUGACGGACUGGUGCUGGCCCGGCACCAGGGGGAGUGGGGCCACGUGUGCAACCAGGAGUGGACGCUGGCGGAGGCCUCGGUGGUCUGCAGGCAGCUGGGCUGCGGCCCUGCCGUGGGGGCCCCCAAGUACGUCCCGCUGCCCGAAGAGAGGGUGCAGCCCUCGCUCCACAACGUGUCCUGCCGGGGCGACGAGUCCUCCCUGUGGGAGUGCAGCCUCGGGGCGUGGACACGGGCCCCAUGCCCCCACGACUGGAUGGUGGUCGCCCUGUGCGCCAACGGCACUUUUCGGGAGAUCCGGCUGGUGAAGGGCCGGAGCCCCUGCUCCGGGCUCCCCGAGAUCAAGAACCUGAACGGCGUGGACCGCCUCUGCGGCCUGCACCAGACGGAGGCCACGGUGUUCUGCCGGGAGCUGGGGUGCGGGCCCGCGCUGCAGGCCUCCCGCCAGGGCGGGGACGCCGGCGGGAAGUUCAUGACCUGCCAGGGCACGGAGCCCACCAUCCGCAACUGCAGGCUCGACAACAAGCUGCGCAGCGGCUGCGACGCCCAGCAGGACGCCGAGGUGGUCUGCGCAGGACACACGGAGGCCCGGCUGGCGGGCGGCGAGCACCCCUGUGCCGGGCGCCUGGAGGUGAGGCGCGGCCUGACCUGGGGCACCGUCUGCGACCAGGACCUGGACCAGGCCACGGCCCACGUGGCGUGCCGGGAGCUGCAGUGCGGCGUGGCCGUGUCCACGCCCCCGGGCGCGCACUUUGGCCAGGGCUCGGGGCCCGUGUGGACGGAGGCCUUCCGCUGUGCGGGCAACGAGUCGCUGCUGUUCCACUGCCCGCGGGCGCCCGGGCACCGGUGUGGGCACGGCCAGGACGCCGGGCUCCGGUGCUCAGAGUUCCGGCUGGCCAACGGCAGCAGCAGCUGUGAGGGCCGCGUGGAGCUCCAGGUCCAGGGGGCCUGGGCGCCCCUCUGUGCCGCCCACUGGGACCUCGUAGACGCCACCGUCCUGUGCCACCAGCUGCAGUGCGGCAGCGCCGUGGCCGUGCCCCCGGGCGGUCACUUUGGGCAUGGGGGCGCCCCCCUCUGGCCCGACAGGUUCCACUGUGCCGGGACAGAGCCCUACCUGUGGCACUGCCCGGUGAGCACGCUGGGCGCCCCGGCCUGCGCCCCCGGACACUCGGCCUCCGCGGUCUGCUCAGGCCUGGCCCAGGCGCUGCGGCUGCGGGACGGCCAGAGCCGCUGUGACGGCCGCGUGGAGGUGGCGCUGGACGGCGCGUGGGGCCGCGUCCUGGACGACGCGUGGGACGCGCGCGGCGCGGGCGUGGUGUGCCGGCAGCUGGGCUGCGGGGCGGCGGAGCGGGCCUACGAUGCCCCCGCCCCGGGGCGCGGGGUCCGCGUGGGGCUGAGCCGCGUGCGCUGCGCAGGCACCGAGGCCCGCCUGGCCCAGUGCGACGUGUCCGCCGCCCCGCUGGCGCCGCCGGGGGCCGCGCGGGACGCGGGCGUGGUUUGUGCGGGGAGCCGCGGGGUGCGCCUGGCCGCGGGCCCGGGCCGCUGCGCGGGGCGCGUGGAGCUGCUCCGCGGGGGCGCGUGGGGCACCGUGUGCGACGACGGCUGGGACCAGCGGGACGCGCACGUGGUGUGCCGCCAGCUGGGCUGCGGCCGCGCCCUGGGCGCCCCGGGGGCGGCCGCCUUCGGGCCCGGGUCCGGGCGCAUCUGGCUGGACGAGCUGGGCUGCGAGGGCACGGAGUCCGCGCUGUGGCGCUGCCCGUCGGGGGGCUGGGGCCGGCACGACUGCGGCCACAAGGAGGACGCCGGCGCCGUCUGCGCAGAGUCGGUGGCCCUGCGGCUGCAGGGGGGCGCCCGCUGCGCGGGCUGGCUGGAGGUGCUCUACAACGGCUCCUGGGGCGCCGUGUGCGGGAACUCCCUGAGGCUGCACUCCGUGUCCGUCAUCUGCAAGCAGCUGGGCUGGGGAGCAGGGCUGGGUGGACAGAAAGCCCGUCCGCGCCGACCGGGGCAUCUCCUGGGUGGACAAGAUUGAGUGCCGCCCGCUGCACAACUCCACGCUGUGGCAGUGCCCCUCGGACCCCUGGCGCCCGCGCUCCUGCGCCCACGAGGAAGAGGACUGCCAGCGAACAUGACGCAGGAUUCUGGGGAGCCCCUCAACUGCUCCACCACCCGCAGCUGCCCAGAGGAGGGCUCGGUGCGGGUGCGCGGCGGCCAGGACGGCUGCGCGGGCCGCGUGGAGCUGUGGCACGCGGGCGCCUGGGGCACCGUGUGCGACGACGCCUGGGACCUGGCGGACGCGGAGGUCGUGUGCCGCCAGCUGGGCUGCGGCGGGGCCCUCAGCGCCCCCGCGGGCGCCGCCUUCGGCCCGGGCUCGGGGCCCGUGUGGCUGGACCAGGUGGGGUGCCGGGGCAGCGAGGCGGCGCUGGGGGGCUGCCCCGCGGAGCCGUGGGGGCACACGGACUGCGGGCACAAGGAGGAUGCGGGCGUGCGCUGCUCCCGGGACAGAGGGCCCACAGUCCCACCACCAGCAGCAGGCCCCACCCUGGCCCCGCUGCCUUCCCUCAAGGCUGGGACCCUGCCCAUGAUCCUCUGCUUCGUCCUGGGCACCCUCCUGGGCGUCGUCUCCCUGAUCCUGGGGGUGCAGUGGUACCGCAGAGGAGCCUGCGGGGGUUCUGGAAUGCUGGGGACUCGGCCCCCGGAAGCUGUUUACGAGGACAUUGGUGCUGUCCCCAUGGGGGAGAAGCUCGAAGGGUCCAGUGUGUCCCCGGACCUGCUGCCGGAGGAGGACUAUGACGAUGCCUGGGAGCCGGGCCCCGAGGAACAGGAGGCGGAGCAGGAGGCGGCGCAGGAGGAGGGGACGGCCCUGAGCUCCAUGGGUGUGCACCUGUGCGCCGUGGCGGCCGCUGGGCUCGUCCUGCUGUACUGCUGCUGCUUCCACAGCUCCGCGCCGGCCAGCGCCUACAUUUAAACACCCCGAGCCCGUCUGUGUGU
Messenger RNA from Pipistrellus kuhlii (Kuhl's pipistrelle), 3238 nucleotides. RefSeq names its product scavenger receptor cysteine-rich domain-containing protein SCART1. The record is from RefSeq and is a predicted model, not a curated record. Lineage: Eukaryota; Metazoa; Chordata; Mammalia; Chiroptera; Vespertilionidae. Gene Ontology annotation, cellular component: membrane.